CCCGGAUAUACCGGGGUUUCCCCGUACAUAUGUAUGUAUGUACAUACGUUACGUCUAAGAAGUGAAGGGAGAAACAACGCAAGACAACGUGAAUAUUUAGCCAGUUCCCUGUUUUCAUCUGUGCCGCCAACAUGAUGUCACAUUCAUACUUACGAUCGACGGAGAUGAGCGAAUCAAUAAGAGUCGUAUUCGUCGUUGCUGAAGCAUGGCAGUUAUAGUCCUUCUGAUCAAGAAGUGGAAUGGUACAUCACCGGGCCAAAGCCAAUUCUGAGCGAAAGAUAAGCCAGCAAGGGACCAUAUUGGACCAUAUUGGACAUUUCACGAGGCGAAGGUUCGGUCUCCCUGGGUUUGUGUAGCCCGGCAUCUCCCCGCCAUUUUGUGACAUUUCUUCGUUACCUACGCAGACUUAUACAUGUCGCAGAACCCCGUUUCAGCCCUUCGGGGACAUCUCGCUGCAAUAUCUCCAUAUAGUAACAUUUUCAAACAACCUCCCCCUCCAUCGUCUGGUCAAGUCUAUGGGGCAGUCUACCUUUGUCGUCAUGGAAGCAUCGAGGUAUCCUAUCAUGACUACGCCCACUUCAUGGCGCCAUUCCUACAGAAGCUCCGCUCGCUCCAAAGUUCUGGUCGUCCAUUUGUGACAGGAAGACUGUCCUUCCUAUCCUCAUAUCAGAGUUGGAUUACCGACGCACAUGUGGGAAAUGUCUCUAACGAAGGGCUCAAACAGAGUUUAGACUUAGGUAGAGCAUUUCGUGUCCGGUACAAGCAAUGGCUAAUACCCGCUUCUCAUUAUUCUAAACCUGAAUUAUAUACUUGGACUGAUUCGGCCAUGCGCUGUCGGAGUUCUGCAUUGGCAUUUUCCAGCGGUAUCCUAGGGAAGAAAGGCAGUCCUACUGGCAAUUAUGACGACCAUCCUCGUCGUGUUGAUGUUAGGGUCAAGGUGUUGCAAUGUGAGGACAAUUCUCACCAGUGCGAUAAUCUUCGAUGGCAUAAAGCUUUCUCUGUCGACCAAUCCAGAGGCUCCGACAAAUUUGAGAAGCUGAUGCAAGUCACAACACGCCCGAUCUACAGACGACUGCAUAAUGAUUGGCAUACAGCGACUCCCUUGUCAGCGACGGAUAUAUACGCAAUGCAAUUGCUCCAUUGUUACGAUGCGGUAGCAAACAGGCCGACGCCGUUUGAAAAAUGCUUUGAGGCAGAUGACUGGCCAGGAUUCGAAUAUCUGAGAGAUGUAAAAUAUUAUUACAGUGAAGGCUACGGCAUGCUACAGCCAGGCUUUUACGCAAUACCCUGGCUUAAAGCUGCUAUGACUGCCUUAAGCAAUCCUCCUAGUCAUGGUCCCCAGUUACCUCUGCGGAUUGCAUUUACGCAUCGUGAAGAGAUUUUGUAUCUCUGCUGUUUGCUCGGUAUGAAUUUCCAUAAGAACUGGGAACCCGCCUUGGACAGGGUUGAUGAAGAUCGACAAUGGCGAGCUGCGUUGCUUGCACCGUACCUAGGUCACGUUGGUAUAGAAUCUUAUCCUGGAAGGAAUGGCGAAAAGCGCGUACGGUUCAUUCUUAAUGGCGAUGUUAAGCCGGCUUUUUGGGGAAUAACACACCCGGAUAGUGAUGGGGGAUAUGGCUUUGAUCUAGUGAGUCAAUGGACGGAGGUACAGUGGCGAGCAUGGCAAACCUUUAGCCCUUCUCGAAUUACAUUCCUCAGAUAGGAUUUUAUAUCUAUUAAGAGAAUACAAGAUACCAG
Molecule: messenger RNA, 1737 nt
Organism: Paecilomyces variotii
Lineage: Eukaryota; Fungi; Ascomycota; Eurotiomycetes; Eurotiales; Thermoascaceae
Product: histidine phosphatase superfamily
Exons: 2
Coding region: 413-1702 (429 amino acids)
Cellular component (GO): fungal-type cell wall
Molecular function (GO): acid phosphatase activity
Source: RefSeq, a predicted model, not a curated record